GUGACAGAAGACCAGUGGGAAACUUUGAUACAAAGGGCUGUGCUGGAGCCAGAAAUAAGAACGUACUUAUUGUACAACUCCAGAGGAAUAAGGAUGGCCAUUGCUGCGAUUGUUUAUGUGAUUCUUUGGAUCAACCUUUAUUCCGUCCUCCAAAUUUUUUCGGUUGGACAGCCUUGGAAAGUCAGUGUUUUGGUUACCCUUGUAGCCUUGGUGGCCACUGUGGCCAUUCUUGUCUUAAUUCAUCACUACCAAAGAAAGAUGAAUGUGAGUACAGAUAUGAGGCUAAUGGCUGCCAAUGAAGCCUUCAUGAAUCUUGGAUUUCUGGUUGGGAUGACAAAUAUUCUGGAGAAGAACUGUGCUGCCCCGCAGUUGUGGUUUGUUCGUUUCGAUGUUGAACCCUGCCUUCAGUCUUUGGCGGAUUCGCUGGCUACUCUGAAGAGAAAUCAGGAGUCGGCUCUGAAGCGCAAUCUGGAAGCCGUCGGCAUUGUAAUCGAGACAGCUGCCCUGCCAACUUGGGAAAAGCAACUGAACGAUUCUUUGGAAGAAUCUUCCCUCUUGCCAGAGAUAAAGACGAAAGGCAGCAAGAAUUUCUUAGCCCGCCGAGAAUUCCUCCGUCUCGUCCCUGACAGAAUACCCGAGACAAUGGCCCAGCAGCUCUUGAUGGUUUUCAGCAGCUACUACGUCAGGCUCCUGGUCAGUGGCCAGCUUCCAGAAGUCCAUGCGGGGCAGCACAAAACUAUCGGCCAGAAGCCUUGUCUCUGUCACUUUGUAAAGACUAAAUUGCUGGGAAAAGAAUUCUCCGAGUUCCAAUAAAGGUGGACGUUAUGUUAGCAACCAAGGCUCUCAAUCGUCAAAGACUGAGAACUAGAAGUCUGAGGGAAUGAAGAAUGGUUUGCAUUGUUCUCCCUACAAAAGAACCAGGUCUAAAAAUAUUUUUGGGGGAAAUGUCUGUGCCUUUUUCUGAUGAGAGACUACAUUAUAUUUGCAUCAGGAUCUGCCUCUGAGUGAUAAGAAGGCCUUUUGCCAGGUGGUAUAUUGUUUUGCCGGCCUCUGGAUUGGAUUCUCAUGCAUUGUUGGUUGCGCAGAGUCGUAACAAUGAGUUGGCAGCCAUAUCCAUGCUGGGGAAAAAAAGAAAAGAAAAAGAAAGAAAGAAGGAAAGAGGGAGGGA
This is a messenger RNA of Thamnophis sirtalis, 1168 nucleotides long. The record is from RefSeq and is a predicted model, not a curated record. Lineage: Eukaryota; Metazoa; Chordata; Lepidosauria; Squamata; Natricidae.